Molecule: messenger RNA, 430 nt
Organism: Linum tenue
Lineage: Eukaryota; Viridiplantae; Streptophyta; Magnoliopsida; Malpighiales; Linaceae
Source: the annotation of a GenBank genome assembly
AUGACAUCAUAUAAGAAAAUGGCGAUAAAGCCAACGGUUGCAUUCAGGGCUGUACUUGUUGGAGGAAUAGCAGUGUUCGCAAAAGUAGCUGGUGCAAUGAAGGCAGCUGGUGGUGCAAAGCUCGGUGCUGCUGCAACGGCUAUGACCAUGGCAGCUUCAGCAGCUAUGUCGAGCUCAAAGGAAGAGUCGUCCCCUUCCAAAUAAUCUUUUCAUUGUUUUGUAAAAUUUUCGUCAGAUAAGUCGGGAAAUGUAGUAAGAUUUCACCUUGUAGAACUAUGUAUCAGUCCUAAGAGAGGAUUUUUUUUUUUACGUUUUGCAUAAUACAGAUAAAAUAAUUCACCUCUCCUGAUGGUGUUUCUGAUGUGCUAUGUUACAGUUUGUGCCUCUCCUACGAUGGCUUCAUCAUUUGUUGCUCUUUUGGCAAAUCAAA